ACAUUAUCUUUAUCAAUUCACAUAAUUUCAUCUAAAAUACCAUAUUUGUACGAUACCUGAGAGAACUCAUAAAUUCGGUGUAAUAAACAUAGAAACUAAUCGGUGGGUACUGAAAUAAUAAUGUUUAGCUUGGUCAACUUGAUCAUCAUUCAUGUUUAGGUCCGUCCGCAAGCGAAAUUCAUCAACAUUUAAUCUUCGGAGAGCUUUUUGGACACCAAGCAUUUCCCCUGCGAGCUGGAACAUUUUGGUAGUGAACGAAUCAUCAUCACUUGCUUGAGUGGUGUUCAACAAAUUUACAAGAUUACAAGUGUGUGAGUAAAUCUGACGAAGUCGGUCAAGAAAUAUUGCCGCGUUUGAUGAACUGUCAUCUACAGUAUCUUUAGAUCUGGAGUACGUCUCAUUGAGUAAUUUCAAAUCUGAAGAAUGUGAAGUAGUAAAGAUUACAAACUCAAAAGCACAUAUUAAACAUAAUAGAUUGUUCAUGUUAAAUAGCUUAACAUCAAUAAACAUUGUCAAGGCGCCUACAUGGUUUAAUAAAUAAUUUGUAUUAAAAAGAUAACUUAUGUGAUUUAAUGAAUAGACUGAUUGCUGUAAAUAGUGUAAAGCAUUGUAAUUUUAAAUAACACUAAAAAAAACCAUUAAGCCAAAAGGCAAAUAUGGAACAGAAAUAAAUACUUUAUUUUACAAAAGUGAAUUUAAAUAAUUAUAGAAAAAUAAAAGAUUUAUUCAAUUUAAUAACUGUAAAAAUUAAUAUUUAAGACAAUAUAUUGUAAAUUAGACACUGAUUAUAAAACUAAACUACUUAUCUCUAUAUUUAUUUUAUAGAGAUAAAACAAAAAUAGCAGUGAUUAAUUCUGAUAUACCAGUAUGUGAUUUUUGUACCUGCUGUUUGAUUUCAGAGCUGUAUUUUAUGAUUCACAGUUAUGUUCAGUUGCCUGAUGCUGUGCCAGAGCAUCAUUUCGUGUCAUGGAAUAUUUACAGCACCGAAACAUCACGAGUCACCUUACAUGGAAAAGAAAUACACAAUUGCUUUUAACGGCACUUCAACUAAUGAAACUUAUUUGGAGAAACUUACAAGUCUGAACGAGUUGGCCCACGGUCUAGUGGAUAAUUUUGAUAAUAGAACAUUAGACACGAGCAGUCUGUCCGAGCUGGAGGCUCUCCAGAGUGACAUGAACUUGCUUCAUGUUAGGUUGGAAGAUCUACAUCAGAUGGAGAUGAAUGGGACUGACCACUCACAGACUUCGCCAGAUCACACUGAACAACUUUACUUGGACACUAUAAACACUAUAAUUAAGUUUAAUGAAAUUGUGUCCAAGUUAUUAUGAAACAAAAACAUCAAACAAGUUUAAAAGUGCGGUAACAGAAGAGAGGUUAAAAUGUUGAUAUUUGUAUUAAUUUUAUUCUCUGCAAAUAUAAACAUGGCUUUCACAUCCAAGGAUACACAGAUAACAUCAAAAAUUACAGAACUGGAUACUGGAAUUUCACAUGGUUUAAAAGAACCAGAGAAGGGAGGAGCGAAGAUUGUCAUACAAGACAUCAGGUUAUUCAAUUCGUUGUAUCGCAAAGUUAUAAAAGCCGUGCUAUCAAGUAAGGAACAUGAACUGCACAACAAGAAGGUUCAGCUAGCGGAGAUAGUGGUCAAGUCUCAUCCUCACUUUAUCAAACUACAAGUAGAUGAGGAGAGGUUGGUCCGUGAGGGGAGGUGGGGUGAGGCAGAUCUCAAAUCAUUGAAACAUUUAUUUAGUGAAGCUCAAGAACUGAAGAGCAAGCUAGAAAGCUUCCUGAGGAAGCAUAAAAGGACUUUGUAGUUUUGUGUAUCUCACCUGAAUAGAGGUACGGUAUUGAAAUUAGAAUACUAAGCUGAUUUCAAAGAAUACUGCUUUUGUUUGAACUAAUUUACCAAUAUAAAAAAUAUACAUACUUUAAUCAAUA
Homalodisca vitripennis (glassy-winged sharpshooter) is the source of this 1935-nucleotide messenger RNA. RefSeq lists its product as uncharacterized. The coding region runs from base 1380 to 1811 and encodes 143 amino acids. NCBI's taxonomy places the organism in Eukaryota, Metazoa, Arthropoda, Insecta, Hemiptera, Cicadellidae. The record is from RefSeq and is a predicted model, not a curated record. The transcript has 2 exons.